Molecule: messenger RNA, 627 nt
Organism: Colletotrichum costaricense
Lineage: Eukaryota; Fungi; Ascomycota; Sordariomycetes; Glomerellales; Glomerellaceae
Exons: 3
Coding region: 1-627 (208 amino acids)
Source: RefSeq, a predicted model, not a curated record
AUGGAUGAGGAAGAUCUGAUCGAGUUCGGUCCUGAUCCUAUUGAGGAAGAUCUGAUCGAGUUCGGUCCUGAUCCUAUUGAGGAAGAUCUGAUCGAGUUCGAUCCUGAUCCUAUUGAGGAAGAUCUGAUCGAGUUCGAUUCUGAACCUAUUGAGGAGAUGAAACACCUUUGCUUGCGGGAGGACUGUGUUUGUACACGUCACGGUGUUCAGGAAGAUGGCGCAACUGCACUUCUAAGUACCACAAACUCCUCAUCCGAACACCAGGUCAUCGUCUCGACCCCGUCAUUGAACAACACUCAAUCCGGUGUGCAGACAACUCACAAUACGACCAGCCCCACCGGAAUUCAGGUCGCUCUGCCAAAGAAAGCAGCCGAGAAGAAAGAAGUUGCCACAGCAAAGCAGUACAAGCGAGACCCGAACGUUUGCUUGGUCGGAUUCCAUAACCACUAUUUGUGGGAAACGCUUUAUGAAGCAGGUCACCGCUGUGACGUCUGCAAGAGGAUGCAAACCAAGCACAUCCAUACCUGCCCCAAAUGCCGUUUCAAGAUUUGUUGGGCCUGUCGAUGUGACUAUGGGCUAACCAACAAGACGGCCAAGGAAUUGCGCCGCCGACGUAACCGAGUCUAA